AUGAAAUACGAAUUGGAUUUUAGGAAUGACCAAGUUAUCUAUGGGGUUCAAAAUGUUCAAAAGGAAAAUACUUACACAACUGUAAAAGCAGCGGAAAUAAGUCCAUUGAGAUCUGGACUUAUGAUUAACGAGGAAUCCGAAGGAAAAUUGGGUGUUGAAACCAAUAAUUCUCGUGGAAAGGCCUCUAUUGGUCUAAAUAAUGGCUUUUGCGAGAAUUAUUACUCGGGACUUCCAAUUCAACAGCAGCCACAAGUUUAUUAUCAAACCAAGAACAUUCCCAUGGCCAGUGAUGCAAUAAAUACUGGCCAAAAUGUCCCUAUUGGGGAUUAUAAUAUGUCCUCAUUACACUCUACUGGGGCAAUUUUCCAACAGAGUGAAAAUGCAAAUUUUGUGGCCAAUACGAAUCCAGGAAUACAAAUUAAAAGGCUCAACAUUCCUUCCAAUAGUGUUAAGUCAGUUUCUACGAUUCCGUCUAGCGGAGUAAAUGAACUACCUACUAAAGUUGGAGGCUCAGGAUAUGAUUUUAGAGAUGGAGGAGUAAUAAACGGGACUUAUCAGCAGACUUUUCAGACUCAAAACUUAGUCAGAAAUAUCACAGGAAAUUCUUCAAAUCAACAAAUUUCAAGAAUCAAAAAUGCCAACUUUCCAGAAAAUCUUAAUACGAACACCGACUCAUCCAUGCUUGCCACUAACCCCAGUAAUACUAAUGGCUAUUUCUCUGAAAAUAAUCUAUCAAGCUCCAGAACAAAAGAAGAGUAUUUACAUUACGAACAAUACUCCAACGUUAAUACAAAUAGCUUAAUUUCACAACAAAAUUCAAACUUUCAGGCUAAUUAUCAGUCUAACAAUUCAUCUAAUGCCCCAUUCUUUUCAACUAACUGUUCAAAUCCAAGCCAAAUAAACUCUUUAAUAAAUCCUCAGUAUCUGAAUUCAGUCCCUCUUUUGGCUCAAGUUAGGAUAGAAAGUAUCCAAGAUUUACCAAACAACAUCCAACACCAUUCCAUGAGUAUUUAUAACUCUAUCACAAAUAUGGACUACUCUAUUGUUGCUAGUUUUAACAAUAUUGAUGAUAAGAACGAAACUUAUAGAAUUGGUCCGUUCCCAAGUAGUAGUAUGAUGAACUCAAAACUUACCUGUAUAGUACAGGAUGAUAUUUCAAUUCCUUUCUCCUGGUCCCAACCGGUUCUGAAACUCAAAAUAAUUGAGGAAAAUGAUUUCAAAGCUGAUAUUAUAGGAGUCUGCUCGAUCACUAUUGAUAUAAAUUCCGUAGGGAUCCCUUCUCAAGCUUAUCUGAUAGAUCCUCAAACUAAUCAAGUAAGAGGAAUUUUGAGAUUUGUUGUAAAGUUGGUCCCAAACCAACAAAAUCCAAACUAUAGGUUUGAUCAGAUUCAUGGCCCAAAUUCCAUACUAAACAGGAGAUACACUAAUGAUAAUUCAAUUUUUAAUCUAUUUAAGGGUUUCUGCUGUGCAGACUAA
Cryptosporidium ubiquitum is the source of this 1476-nucleotide messenger RNA. RefSeq lists its product as uncharacterized. The record is from RefSeq and is a predicted model, not a curated record. Bases 1 to 1476 code for a protein of 491 amino acids. Lineage: Eukaryota; Apicomplexa; Conoidasida; Eucoccidiorida; Cryptosporidiidae. The transcript has a single exon.